Messenger RNA from Patiria miniata (bat star), 1734 nucleotides. RefSeq names its product caspase-7-like. Gene Ontology annotation, cellular component: cytoplasm. Gene Ontology annotation, biological process: proteolysis; apoptotic process. The coding region runs from base 95 to 1240 and encodes 381 amino acids. The record is from RefSeq and is a predicted model, not a curated record. Lineage: Eukaryota; Metazoa; Echinodermata; Asteroidea; Valvatida; Asterinidae. The transcript has 6 exons.
CUGUACAGUUGCUUUUGUGUACUUAAGGUAUUACACGUGCCGCACCAACUCCGGAAAUGUGUAAAGGCUUAUAUUAAACUGUUGCACGCAUAACAUGAAGUUAUUUAUUAAGCUGAGUGGAGAAGAUCAACUUCGCUAUCUUUUUUGCUGGUUAGAGUUAAUAAUCAUUUUUAGUUCGUCACUCAAAACAAUAUAUUCAUGCGAGAAGAAGAUGCCUGUGACAGCACUUCUUACGAAAGGCGAAGGUAGUGAAGAGAUGACGAUUCACGAACUAAAUGGUCACGUGGACCAUCUUGAGAUGGAUGUCCCGGAUGCGGUUGCUAAGGCCACAACUCCUACACCUACAACUCUCGGGAAAUCUCUCAGAAGUCUGAAAAUUAACGAAGUGUCGGCACAAGACGAUGACGAAGAAAGUCUGCCGGCAACUGGUAGCCAGUCAACGAGCUGCAUUCAUCGCCACAUGGCCACCGAGUUCACGUAUGACAUGUCCCACGCGUCACGCGGCAAAGUGCUCAUUGUCAACAACGUGAACUUUGCGCCGGCCACGAACAUGAGCAAAAGGGCGGGAAGCGAGAAGGACGCAGACGAACUGGCGGAUGCCCUGCGACUUUUGGGAUUCGGCACGGAACGAUACAAGGAUCUGACGUGUUCUGAACUUGAGAGAGUUUUCCAAAAUGUGUCUGCGCAAGAUCACAGUGACUGCGACUGUUUCAUGUUUUGCAUUAUGACGCAUGGCUCAAACAGCGUGAUAUAUUGCACAGACGGUGUCCUGUACUUAGAAGACCUCAUGCAAGAGUUGAAGGGAGAUCGGUGCAAAACUCUUGCUGGAAAACCCAAAGUCUUUUUCAUUCAGGCUUGCCGUGGGGAACUUCUCGACAACGGAGUUGAACUUCCCGUGGACGACCAAGGCACAGACGAAGUUGACAGCGGUGGCACACUGUCUAUAACGCCGGUGAUUCCCGCUGAAGCAGACUUUCUCGUAGCGUAUUCAUCACCUCCCGGUUACUUCUCAUGGCGGAAUGUCUCCUUGGGGGCGUGGUUUAUCCAAGCUCUGGUUAAGGUACUGAAGGAUCAUGGACCAUCGCUGGAAAUCAACCAACUCUUGACCAGGGUGAACCACGUGGUGGCGUACGAGUACAGCUCCAACUCGAGCAUGCCUGACUUCGACAACAAGAAACAGAUGCCGUACUACACGUCAACGCUGACUAAAGAGCUUUACUUCCAUUCAAAUAACCAUUAAUAUGUGCAGUAAUUUCAUCUCAGUUUUCAUUGCUGUAUAGUGCAUCUGCUUUUGUUUGGAUGUUAUCCAUUUACUUUUUACAUGUAAUGUAUUAAAGUAAUAGUAUACUUGUCAUAAUAAUAUAAGUAGCAGUAUUAUAACUCUAUCUUAGUUGUAAACAAGGGCGGAUCGGGGGGGGGGGGGCAAAGGUAUUCCUAGAAAUACAGGAUGUAUUAAAUUGAAUUUUCGUGUAGUGAAUUGUCAUUAUGUUUAACAUUACGAGAUAUUAUUUCAUAAGACACCGACAAAUGAUGAAGCUGUAGUGACCGUAACAGUACAGUGUUUUAAGCGCCACCAAUGCAAUCCGAAUGAAAGUCAAUGUGGAUUUUUCGCGUGUAAGACACUAUAUUGUUACGAUCAUAUUAUUUUUAUUGAUGGACUGUUUCUCCUGAUAUUCAAUACACCUCUGACACACAUUGUGAAAUAACAGUGGUCAAAAUUUGAGUUAAAUACAA